Molecule: messenger RNA, 869 nt
Organism: Cloeon dipterum
Lineage: Eukaryota; Metazoa; Arthropoda; Insecta; Ephemeroptera; Baetidae
Exons: 3
Coding region: 117-851 (244 amino acids)
Cellular component (GO): extracellular region
Molecular function (GO): chitin binding
Source: RefSeq, a predicted model, not a curated record
AUUACGUGUUUACUCAUAAAAAUUCUCUAAAGGAAGAUUAAUUCUUUUAAAUACCUUUCCAGGUGUCUGAUUAGCAACGUACGUAGACGGCUGUAACCACAAUCACAUCCUCAAAAAUGAAAUUCUUUUUGAUUUUGUUCAUGGCCAUCAUCAUGGUGGGCUGCGAGGAAAGCGCGACCGAGUUGGCUACGAACGACACCGACCCAGACUCAGACCCACAGGCGGUCCCUUCUGCAGCUGCACCAGUGGCUCAGGAAAAGUGCAGUCCGAGCGGCUUCAGGUGCCUGGGAAACAUAAUUUACUCGCAGUGCGGAAAGGGAUUUGGAAAGAAUGUGCUGUUCUGCCGAAAGGGAAGGAUUUGCGACGACACUGGUCUUGAGGUUUGCAUCCCAAAACCACCCCCCUGUGAAGAGGAAGGAGCCUUUAUGAUGCCUGGCUACUGCAAUUUGUACUACAUGUGUAUCGUGACGGGCGACUCCCUGAAGCAAUUUGUGGGCUCUUGCGAGCCAGGAUUUGAGUUUAGUCUUACUACCGGAAAGUGUGUGUAUCCCGCGGAGGCUGGCUGCUCUAUUCAAAGGGAAAUCACACCGCCUCCAGUCGUCACCAAGCCGCAAUUGGAAAUCACGCAGCCACCCACUGCGCAAAAGGAGGACAUCUUCAAGUGCAGAAAUCCAGGCGUGUUUGCCGACCCUGCGAGCUGCCGUCACUUCUUUGUUUGCUCCAAGGGGUGGAUGCUGAUUUUCGGCAACCAACUGUCGCCGACGAGGAUGACUUGUCCUAACUGGUUGCCUUACUUUAACGCGGAGAAAGGAGUCUGCUGGAUGUACAACACUUACUGCUCACAAAUUUAAAACGCGACACUUACUCUU